Plasmodium gaboni is the source of this 903-nucleotide messenger RNA. Its product is annotated as putative methyltransferase. The record is from RefSeq and is a predicted model, not a curated record. NCBI's taxonomy places the organism in Eukaryota, Apicomplexa, Aconoidasida, Haemosporida, Plasmodiidae. Gene Ontology annotation, cellular component: tRNA methyltransferase complex. Gene Ontology annotation, biological process: RNA (guanine-N7)-methylation; tRNA methylation. The transcript has a single exon. Gene Ontology annotation, molecular function: tRNA (guanine(46)-N7)-methyltransferase activity. The coding region runs from base 1 to 903 and encodes 300 amino acids.
AUGAAAAAACACAAAACGCCAUGUAAAAGAAAAUAUCGGCAAAGAGCUCAUUGUAAUCCUCUAUCAGAUAGUUAUAUAAAAUAUCCGAGGAACUAUGAAUAUGUUGAUUGGAGUUUACAUUUUCCAUUUUAUUUUGACAAAAAUAAAAAUGAAGAUGAAUAUAUAACAAAUAAAGAGAAUUCAAAAGAUGAACAUAUGAUAACAGAUAAUAUAAAUAAUGAUAAAAGUGAUAAUAUAAAUAAUGAUAAAAGUGAUAAUAUAAAUAAUGUGCUGUAUUUAAAUACAAAUAAAUAUCCAGUGAAUUAUAAAAUAAAAAAUAAAUUUAAUCAAUUUUAUGAGAAUAAUAAAGAUGUAACUAUUUUAGAUAUAGGAUGUGGAUAUGGUGGUUUAUUAUUUUCUUUAAGUAAAAUAUUUAAUGAUAAAUUAAUUUUAGGUUUAGAAAUAAGAGAUAAAAUUACAAAUUAUGUUGGUGAGAAGAUUUUAUCUUAUCGAUAUAAUUAUAAUCCAUAUUAUCAUAAUAUAUCUGUUAUUCGUACGAAUGUAAUAAAAUUCUUACCAAAUUAUAUAAAAAAAAAUCAAAUAGAAAAAAUCUUUUUUUGUUUUCCUGAUCCUCAUUUUAAAAAACAUAAUUGGAGAAGAAGAAUUAUUACUAUAGAAAAUUUGUCUUUAUAUUAUCAUUUAUUAAAAAAUAAUGGUUAUAUUUAUUUUAUUACAGAUGUAUAUACAUUAUACUUAUGGGUCAUAUUUUGUUUUUCAAAAUGUUCCUAUUUUAAAUUACUUACAAAGAAAGAUUGUGAAAAUGAUAUUUGUGUUAAGUUAAUUCAUGAAAGUUCAGAAGAAUCAAAAAAGGUCAAAAAAAAUAAACAAAAUAUGUAUUACUGCGUCGCCCAAAAAAUUUUAUAA